Molecule: messenger RNA, 7240 nt
Organism: Porites evermanni
Lineage: Eukaryota; Metazoa; Cnidaria; Anthozoa; Scleractinia; Poritidae
Source: the annotation of a GenBank genome assembly
GAAGAAUUGACUCAGAAGCAGAAGUUUGGUGUUGUAUAGUUUCUGUACUCUCUUGAUGUUUUGAAGGAUUUCCUUGUAGUAACAUGAGUUUGUGGGUAGAUAAAUAUCGUCCUACCUCUUUAUCCAAGCUAGAUUACCAUAAGGAUCUCGCAACUCAUUUAAAGAAAUUGGUAAGGGAGGUGUUUACGAACAUUUCGUACGAUCUCCAACGCCAUGAUGGAUCGAGUCAUUUUAAGCUUAUUACGAGUUACAAACUAACUUACAAGGUUCGCUCGGGUAACUAUUUGUGACUUACAAUUCAUCCUUGUUUUUUAUUCUUUUUAAGGUGCACUGUGGUGAUUUUCCACACUUGCUGGUUUAUGGCCCCUCAGGGUCUGGGAAGAAAACAAGAAUAAUGUGCAUUUUGAGGGAACUUUAUGGUGCUGGUGUGGAGAAAUUAAGAAUUGAACAACAGAAUUUUACUGUACGUGUAGUGUGUAUAGUUUGAUCUUUUACAUUUAGUUAGUCUGUGUUCUAUGAAUGGUUGCUCUGACCAGCUGUACUCAGUAUUGCAGGCAGACUGCCUCUGUUUAUCUGUCAAUUCAUCUGCCUGUCAAUGUGUUCAUUAGAGCAAUAUUGAGGCCCUGCCAGGGGGGGUCCCAUGUCGCUCGUCUGAAUAUUAAGACGUUGAUGUUUAAAUGCUUCACGUUGCUGUUGGAAAUUGAAAAAAAAUUCUGUUUUUGUCGGAAUUUUAGAAAUCAGGAUUAGCGAUGCGUUGUAAAAAAACCAUUACAGUUCUGCAAUUUCUUAGUUAACAUUUCGUUUAUCGAACACCAUAGUUCUUCUUGGCAUUCAGACUGGUGAUAAACUAGCCAAACCAGUUCUUUAUCGCUUAUUCACAUCUUUGCCAUCACUACCGCAAUUUGGCCGAGGGAGGUUGUCUCUUGUUGUGAUAUCAUUUUAUGCUCUGUCGCUACUUUUUGGGUCAUGUCGCUUGUCAGGAUUUACCCUGGCAGGGCCUUGAUAUUCAUGUAAACCUGUUUUAAACACCUGGUCCCAAUUGUACAAAAAGUGGAAAGGCUAUCCACUGGAUAAAUCACUAUCACUAUCUAGUGGAUACUGCAGUUGGUUUCCCUAAUACAUGUACACUGUAAUUAUCCACUGGAUAUUGAUUUAUCUGAUAAAGUGCUAUCCAACAUCUGAACAAGUGGGGCCUGUAGAUGUGAUAAAUAUCUUACUAAGGCCCUGUUUGCACUAGGCAAAAUUUUGUUUGUUUUGCAAAAAACCCUGUCAAUAGGAACCCAUUUCUAGUGCGAAUGUUUUUUUUUCACCGACCAAAAUUUUCUCAACUGUCACCAAAGUUCAAAUAUGUCUUUGAGAAGAUUUGGAGGCCUACAAUUAUUUUUUGUCAGGUGACACACUUCUUUGUUCCUUGGAAGCUAUCCUUUGUCGGGUCAUCUUAUUUCACGUACAUGACCAAGUUCCUUUACUUGACAUUUCUGGUUAGACAAAAAAUUUCUCAUGUCUCAGAUGCAAACAAGGUUGUAAAAACAAAAAACUGGUGAGUACAAAAUUUUCAAGAUUUUUCUUGCAGAUGCUCAACUCUCUUUUUUGUCGUAGUGCGAACAGGGCCUAAGUUACUUUAUUUUCCUUGCUGCACUGUAAGCUACAUUAUGUCACUUUUUGGUUGGCAAUGAUGGCUCACAAGCACUGGGUCUAUCUGAUAAAACUAGGCUUGUAGUUCGUAAAUGUACAGUAUAGACUUCAAACUCAUUUAUUUAUUCUUGUUAUUGUUUAUUUUUUUCGACCAGACACCUUCAAAUAAGAAGAUUGAAAUGUCAACAAUUGGUAGUGCUUACCAUUUAGAAGUCAAUCCAAGGUAAAAUUAUCUUAAAGUUAAUUUUCAAUGCCAUUGUAUCAGACCUUGCUAAAAUCAAGUUUCUUGGCUUCACAGCCCCUAGAAAAGCCUCCAGUUAGGAUACUGGUCCAAAUGAGUUUCUCUUCAUUAUUUCUUUCCUUUAAAUUUCUGUACUUUUUACACAUCUGUUAAAGCUACAUGGUUACACUAAACAUUUUUACCAAGAGCUAAGACCUUUUACCUGACAGAAAGAAUAAAAAUGCUUGCCUUACUGAUUUUUCCAGAGAUAAAUUUUAAUAUGGGACAUAACCUUGAAUAAAAUUAAUAAUGUUUUAGAGUAAGCACAUCCACAUACUGGUUUUUUGUUCACCAUUCCUUGUCAAAUUAGAACUUGGAAAAAAUGCUGGUUUUCGCAGAGAGGGAAAAACCAAAAUAUUUGGAGGAAAAGCUUAUGGAGCAAAAAAGAGAACCUAAAACAAACUUAACCCGCAAAUGGCGUAAACAUAGGGGUUUUGACCUGGGCCACAUUGACAGGAGGCGAGUGCACUCAGCACUGCUCCACCCUUGGAUACAUAACAUGUAUGUCCAAUGUUAAAAAAACCUUAUCAGUAGUAUUGUGAUGAAAUCCUGAGGUACAUGUAAUCGACAAAUUACAGGUGGUGAGUAUUGCAGGAAAUAUACUCAAAAAAGACACUUUUAUCUUGGUGUGUAAAUCCCAGGGUUCUUAUUAAGUUUUAAAGUAGACAGCUAGAAUGUAAAAGUAGGUGGCUUGGUAAUUAAGUGCUGUAGGUAUUUUCAGGCUGUCUCUCCCUCACUUGACCUAUUUUCCCCCAAAAGUAGACAGCUCAGACCUAGAAGUAGCAGGUUGCUGGCACCUAAUAAAAACCCUGAAAUCCACACCAUGAUAGAAAUACUGCAGGAAAUUGCUUGCCAACAGUUUGUGCAACCACAUCUAAAAUCUCUCUAAUAAUUUAUGUUUCAGUGAUGCAGGGAUUUAUGAUCGUGUUGUUGUCCAGGAACUUAUCAAGACUGUUGCUCAGUCACACCAGCUUGAAUCAUCAACUCAAAAAGAAUUUAAAGGUAUAUGUAGAGUCAGCUCCCUCUUAGUAACGUAGACGUCAUUUGGGACUUAGCACCAAGUAUCCAUCUUAGAGAGGUGACACCCUUAUAGAGAGUUUUUAUAUUUUUAUUUAUUUUUUAUUAUUAUUACUACAAUACAUUCGUACAUUACAGUACACCUGCAGGACAUGUACCUGCAUUACCAAAAAGAAACAAAUGAACAACAAAAAAAGACUAUAGACACAUCUACAUACACUAAUGAUAUUACAGAAUUUGCCCUCACACUUGAACCAGAACUCCCUUCUAGAUCAAGAGUUAAACAACAGCAAACAGCUCCAACCAGUGCUCCUAACGUGCAACCAUUUUGGUCCCCAUGGCAAGUGGAAAAACGUUUUUGCAACUAAAUGUGACAGUAGAGAAAAGUCGGCACUUUGGUAACCCAUGUGUAGGGAUCGCAUGCCAGGGAUUAGUGUUUUGAUGAGUUAGAGUCUAUUUUCCUUCUAUUAUAUAAAGUCAUAUACAUUUGCAUCAAAUAUUAAUUCACCUUGUAAUUCAUCUCUUUUUCACCAUUGGUAGAGGUAUUAAAACUUUUGUCUUGACAUGUCACACACACCAAUCCAGAUACUGUAGCAAAGAGGGUGGGUGUAAGAGUUAGGGUGUCACUUAAGCACAUCCCUAAUGUUGAAUGCUUUUUACAGUUGUAGUCUUGACUGAAGUGGACAGACUAACAAAGGAUGCUCAACAUUCACUUCGGCGGACCAUGGAAAAGUACACAGCAACGUGCCGACUGAUCUUGUGUUGUAACUCAACAAGCAAAGUAAUUCCUGCAAUUCGAAGUCGUUGUCUGGGAGUCAGAGUUGCAGCACCUACAAUAGAAGAGGUAAUGUGUGAGAAUCAUGGUUAGAGGCUGUAUAUGUAUUGUGUAACUAAUUCAAUGUGCACACUCCUCACUUACAACACUGACCUUUCUCCAUGAAUUACAAAGGACCUGCAAAACUGAGUGGUAUACAAUGUAACACCAACUACCAAUACCUAUGAUCUAUUCCCAAAAGUUGACACCUUUCAGUUGUUAGAUGUCACUAUAUUUGUAUUUGUUUAUUUAUUUAUUUGUUUAUAUCUUUGCCAUGUAAGUCCAAAAUUCAAUAAUCAGGGUUGUCAAAAGUAGCCAGCUGCCAGCAGAAAUUGCCGCCUACUUGGUUAGUAUCGGCUGUCUACUCUGCUUGGCAUUUCUUUAUGGAUGGCAUUUUUUAAUAAAAUAUCCCUGGACUGGCCGCUUUACUUUGACAACUCAGCCAUAUACUUCAAAACUUCCUGACAACCCUGAAUUUUACUGAAUAUUAAGGACUGCUAAUUAUACAGUGUAUGCCGUUCUUCAAACUUGAGAUGUACAAAAGUUGUGUUUCAUUGCUUAUACAGCUAUACUAUUAAACAUUCCGAUUAAUAUUAUUGUGAAAAGAACUUAUAUGCCUUGUACGUGUAUUUUAUUGAUAUUCAAAGUGGAUUGGAGUUAUGUUAUAAAAAUAGUUGUUAUUAGAAAUCUCAGUCCUUUCAUAUUGCACAACUCCCCACCAAAACAUCUUAAAUUUUGAUUGGUUUGUCUUUACUUUAUUAAACCCUUAAAGUUGUGAGGAAUUUGUAGGAAACUUGUUGUGACAUUCUUUGGAACAUUUCUUUACCUCCUUAUCUCUCUUCUUCAGAUCUGUCAAAUCUUGCAUAAUGUUUGCAAGAAAGAGGGUCUGACUCUCCCAGCAGAGCUAUCCAAGAGAAUUGCCGAGAAGUCAAACAGGAAUCUUCGAAGGGCCUUGCUUAUGUGUGAAGCCUGCAGAGUUCAACAGUAUGUACUAGAUACAUGUAAAACCCAAAUUAGCCUUCUGGGAAAGGCUGUUCACCUUUCAACAUGCAUCCUGUAAAAUGCUGGACACUUUCCAUUCAGUCCAAAAUUUUGAAUGGAAAUCAAAUGGAACAGACCAUUUCAGUUCGGUCUGACCAAAUUAUUUGGGACAAAGGUGGUCUGCAUUGACUGGUCCUACCAGUCAGACUGAAAUGUCUCUUUCCAUUUAACAAAAUUGUUGUCCCUACAUUGGUCUCCUGUAUUCAGCUUAAGAGUAACACAAUCAUACAUGUGGUGGCUUGGGUCAGGUCUGUGCAAUCAGAAUGUGGAAUUUCAAGCCAGAACUUCUUUUAAUGGUAAGUGCUCUGUUUUUCUUCAAUUAGGUAUCCCUUUACCCCAGAUCAAGUUGUACAAGAAGCAGAUUGGGAAGUCUACUUGAAAGAAACAGCGCAGCAGAUUGUGGAACAACAGACACCAAAAAGGUUAGUUGAUAAUUCUCUCUUAACAUGAACUUCUCAAGGCUGGAAAAAAAGCUUGAACUCCAGCUUGUCCCUUGGGCAAGCAGCUCUCAGAGUCACUUUUUGCUUGUCUAAGUCAAUGAUUUACAUCUAACUAAAGGAUGACUUACAGGCUGUACCUGGAUUCUUGCCUGUUGGAUAAUUGAGCUUUUUAAAUUUACAUUUUUAGCCUGCAGUGCAGGUGUAUUUUGGGCAGGUGAACACUGCUUCUUUAUGUUUGUAUUGUUGUAGCCGCCAUCUUUAAUUUAAUGACAGAGUAAGAUUGGGGAGAGUACAAAAAAACAAACUAGAAAUAGCAACCCUUAGGGUAGGUGCUAGGACAAAAGACUUGCUCCAUUUCCUCCUCUCUUUUGGAGUUUCAACAUGGCAUUAUCGCGAGCAAAAACAUUCGCUUGCCCAAAGAAAAUGCCUGCAUUACGGGCUAUAAAUUUUACAUGUACUUGCCCUGCAAGAAUUUCUACUCGUCCCAGAUUACUGGACAGGACUUAUUUCGAGCCCUGACUUCUAUAAAAUGGACACCUUAAUAAAAUUCUGUAGUCUCUUUAUUCUACAUUCUGUCACUGUGAGAUGGACACUUACUGUGGGUCCUGAUGGCGUCUGUCUUAGAGAGAGGAGAGAGAGAGAGAGAGAAGACUGUACCAAAGUGUUGUUUUAAGUACUGUUGACUCUUAUUAAUUUAUUCGUUAACCUAGGGAGAAUUAGAGGUCUGUUUUUGGGCUCAUCUCUGGUGUAAUAAUAUAGCAUCACAGCUGACGUAAAACAAAGAAAACAAAACAUCCUUAACAAUGAACCUAAUCCUGACAAUAUUCCAUAAAACAAAGAAAACAAAUAAAUUAUAUUACACCAGGGAUGACCCUGUUUUCGUGGCAUUGUACCAGCUAGCAACAUAAAUUAGGGUCAGUUUUAGUCUAGGCAGCAAUUCAAGAGUCUAGGGCACAUUUGUUACGAUUGUGUUUGUGAUUAUCCAACCUUACUACCACCGGUUAAGGAGAAUCACAUGACAGUGCACUGUACAAUAAAAUUUAGAUCUAGUAUUAUUAUCAUUUUUUUGUUUUUAUGCUUUGUGUUGUAUUUAUCUAUUUAGGUUGAUGGAAAUACGUAGCAGACUGUAUGAACUGCUCACCCACUGCAUUCCCCCUGAUAUCAUUUUAAAGGUAAGCACAGAUUUUCCAAUCAAUCAAAGCUAUCUUAAAGAACACAAAAUCUAGCCUGUGAGCAAGCUCUCUGGGGCACUCUGGCAGCGGGGUGGGGAAAGGAAGGAGAGCUUGCAACUAUUUCUGGGGAAUUUGAAUUUCGCCUCCAAUUCCCCUGUGGCUUCCUGUCGACUGAGCUGUCAGAUUUCCGCCAAUCAGCACGAAGCGGAAACAAGUGCAAAUGUAAACAAACAUUGAAAAGCAUGUGAAAGCAUGUGCCAAGGGUAAUGACGUCAUUUCUAAUGUCAUCUCCACCAAUCAGCACUUUGCAUCGAUUUUUUCGAUGCAGAUAUUCGAAUUCAAGAGACGUAGUUGCAAUCUAUCCUUUCUCUUCCCACCCUGGAGUGCUGGCUCGCAGGCUACCCAAAAUACAAAGAUUUGACAUGUCACUUACUGUGAAACGGUUUCUUACAACCUUUUUGAAAGGUUCCAGCUACAUGUACAACUAUACAUGGUUCAGCUGGAAAGGCUGUUUUUGCCACAGUUAAAACUUCACAUGCAAUCAUCUUUUCAAAACGCCAAAAUUUUCGACUGCAUUGGACAACCCUUUUAAAAAUGUCCCAUUACCUUCCUUAAACAACAGUGAAAUUUAAAGAAAUAUUUUAUUUUCAAGGGCUUGAUAUCUGAAUUAGUGGCCAACUGUGAUGGCAGUUUAAAAGCCGAAGUAACAAGUAUGGCGGCCCACUAUGAACAUCGCAUUCACCAGGGAAACAAAGCCAUCUACCAUCUGGAGGCAUUUGUUGCCAAAUUCAUGAGUAUUUACAAGCGGUUUUUAGAGGAAGGAAUGGCUGAUUUGUUUUAG